This is a messenger RNA of Olea europaea var. sylvestris, 4179 nucleotides long. Its product is annotated as putative 1-phosphatidylinositol-3-phosphate 5-kinase FAB1D. Gene Ontology annotation, cellular component: endosome membrane. Bases 316 to 3972 code for a protein of 1218 amino acids. The transcript is spliced from 12 exons. Gene Ontology annotation, molecular function: ATP binding; 1-phosphatidylinositol-3-phosphate 5-kinase activity. Gene Ontology annotation, biological process: phosphatidylinositol phosphate biosynthetic process. The record is from RefSeq and is a predicted model, not a curated record. Lineage: Eukaryota; Viridiplantae; Streptophyta; Magnoliopsida; Lamiales; Oleaceae.
UUCCUUCUCAUUUCUUCUCUCCUCCAUUACUGUCUUUUUUUCACUUCGUUCUUCAUCUCUCUCUUCCCCCCUUCUGGAACUCAUUCAUUAAUACUCUCUCUACUUUUCCUCUCUCUCCAGUUCUUGAAUGUCCAAGAUUUUCAAAUCCCCGCUUCCUAAAGCAAGAAAUAUCUUCAGUGAACUGCAAUUGGUUUAUGCAGUUAAUAAUAUUCUUUUGAAGGAUUUAAAGGUCAUAAUUAUUUAAUUGGCUUGCUUUAACAGCUGGAAGGGUUCUGGAUUAGGUGUAAUAUGUGCCAUUAACGUGGUGCACAUUUCAUGAUGUCAAGUAACGGUAUGGAUCACGAGAACGAGCAUUGUAUAAUACCAAAUGGUGGGGCCUCUGUCCAGUCGUGUGAGUUUUGUGGUGUAGAUAAAGAUUUACAGCCUGUCAAUCUAGAGAGAGCCAGUUCUUGUGCAAUGCCAUCUGUCAGUCCCACUGCAUCAUUAAUAAGCAGUGACAGUUCCAUCUCAAACUGCAGUGACAUUUCAGUCGAUGCAAACUUUUAUGGCCGGGUUUAUGUAGAAGAAAGCAGCACAGAGAGCAGUCAAGAAGAUUCUGUUUCUGGUUCAAAAGGGCAUCUGGAUUAUUCAAACUCAUCAGUUAAAUUGAACGGUUUUCAUCAGACUGGUGUAGAAACUGUAGGAAGUGGCGAAGUUCAGAUUGGACGAGGUAAUAAUGUGGAAAGAGUUGGUUCGUAUAUUAACGAAGAAACUGGGAUGUCUGAUGAAAUGGAUGCUCAAUUAUGGCUUCCACCAGAACCAGAAGAUCAAGAAGAUGAUAUCGUAGAUAGGGUAGCAAAUUAUGAUGAUGAUGACGAUGAAUGUGGGGAGGACGGUGUGAGGUGGGCCAAAUCGAGUUCUUUAAGCUGUUUUGGAGGAGAAGGCAGUGGAAGCUACAAGUUCAAAGAGGAAAAGCGUAAAGCAAUGGACAAGGUUAUGAAUGGGAAGUUCAAGGCCCUUGUCGGUCAACUAAUUAAGUCUGUCGGUGUUGCCUCUUCUGGAAAUGAUGAAGAAAAUUGGGUGGACAUAGUGACUUCUUUAUCAUGGGAGGCUGCUGCUUUUGUGAAGCCUCGUGCAAAUGAGGGUAAGGCAAUGGAUCCUGAUGGAUACGUGAAAAUCAAAUGUAUUGCAACCGGUUCCCGCAGCCGAAGUCAAUUAAUCAAAGGAUGUGUCUUCAAAAAGCAUGCUGCCCACAAACACAUGCCAACAAAGUACAAGAACCCAAAAUUGAUGUUGAUCAAUGGUUCACUCGAUCUCUCUUCCAGUGGAUUAUCAUCAUUUGAAUCAAUGCAACAGGAGAAGGAUAGUCUGAAAUCUAUUGUUGAGAGGAUAGAAAUGUACAAGCCAAAUGUGAUUUUGGUUGAGAAAUCAGUUUCUCGCGGCAUACAAGAAUCCAUUCUUGCGAAAGGCAUGACAUUAGUCUUUGAUAUGAAGCUCCAUCGUCUGGAGAGAGUUGCUCGUUGUACUGGUUCACCUAUCUUGUCAUCAGAUUUUGCUAUUGGCCAACAGCUUAGGCCGUGUGAUUCAUUUCAGAUUGAAAAGUUUGUAGAAGAACACAAUUUUUUAGCCGAAGGUGGGAAAAAACCGAGUAAAACAUUAAUGUUUCUUGAGGGCUGUCCCACUCGGCUUGGAUGUACGAUUUUGCUGAUGGGAGCUAAUGGCGAUGAACUGAAAAGGAUUAAAUGCGUUGUCCGGUGUGCAGUUAUCAUGGCAUAUCAUUUAAUGCUCGAGGCUUCUUUCCUUCUAGAUCAGAGGGCAAUGUUCUCGACUAUUCCUCUAAACAAGAUGGCGGACCUAGCACUUAACCAUCAACAAUUACUGUCAAUUGAUACAGAUAAGACAGCUGUAUUUUCCCAGGAAAGUAAUGCUGAAACUGAGUUGUCAUUGGACAUUCCAAUUUCCGAUGGAUUCAAUGAAACAGGACCUCACAACCUAAUAUCACUGUCUGAAGGCAGUUCUUCAUUCUCGUAUGAGCCAUAUAGCCAGGCAACAUUUCAGGGAUUAUCUCUGUCAGAAUCUCUUAAAAAAGUUAUGGAUGAUAGUUUUCCAUUUUUCUCUGAUUCUUUUCAAAGUAUGUCCAGUCAGCUUGGGUUUAAUGGAAGGAAUCACGAAGAUCAUGUCGAAGAUGAGGUGAAAAAAUCUACUUCUGCCAGUCAGCUUGGGUUCGACGGAAGGAAUCAUGAAGAUCGUUUAAGAAAUAAGGUGAAAAAAUCUAGUUCUGCGAUGGUGAUGGAUCACAAUGGUAAAAUGGCAAUGGCAAGAUCUGAAGAACAGAAUUUGCUCAGUAAUGAGGAGUUGCAUCUGCCACCAGGUUGUUCUGUAGAAUCUUUGGACACACUAGACCAUAGUGAUAAUGCUGAAGACCAAACGAAUAGUAAGAAUGAGAUCAGCUCAGUAUUGGAUUCUGAAAGUAUUUUGGUUCUGAUGUCGAAGCGGAAUGCUUCAAGUGGAACUGUUUGUGAGCAGAGUCAUUUUUCUCGUAUUAAGUUCUACCGGAAUUUUGAUGAUCCUCUUGGAAAGUUUUUGCUGGAAAAUUUACUCAAGCAGGGACUCCAGUGCAGGACUUGUGGUAAACCCCCGGAGGGUCAUUUUUUCUAUUAUGCACAUCACAAUAAGCAACUAAGUAUUCAAGUUAGACGUCUUCCUGAUGGCAAAUGUCUGCCUGGUGAAACUGAGGGGAAGCUUUGGAUGUGGAGUCGCUGUGGUCAAUGUAAAUUUCAGAAUGGAAGCUCAAAAUCUACUAAAAGGGUUUUGAUAUCCACUGAUGCUCGUAGUAUAUCAUUUGGAAAGUUUUUGGAGCUCAAUUUUUCCAACCACUCGUCAUUCAAUAGUCCAUCCAGCUGUGGUCAUUCUUUUCAUAAGGAUUUUCUCUACUUCUUUGGAUCUGGCCCAAUGGUUGCAGUGUUCAAAUACUCACCAGUUUCUACUUAUUCGGUGUCUCUGCCACAUCAGAUGCUGGACUUUAACUCUUCAAUGAGAGCAGAGUUUCUAAAAGAAGAUUUUAAGAAGGUGCAUUUGAAAGGGACUAAGUUGUUCUCGGAGAUAGAAAAUUCUCUGAAGGCUUUAGAAACUAGAUACAUUGGUGUAACUCUCAACAUUCAGGGAUCAAGUAAGAAAUUUUCUGAUAUCGAGGAGAUGUUAAAGCAGGAAAAAUCUCAAUUUGAGGUUAGAGGGCUCGUCCUAGAUAAAUUUUCUUAUGCUUCUACAUUAUGUAGCAAGAUCAUCACUCUUAUUAUUGUGAUUUUUUUCCCUCUAAUGAAUGCAACUGUUUUAUUAUUGUUGGUGAUGGAGAAUCUGUCAUUUGGUCGAAACAUAGUGAGACAGUAUGAUCUUAAAGGAGCUCUUCAUGCUCGUUUUAAUUCUGCUGGCAAUGGUUUGGGAGACGUUCUCUUGGAUCAGAAUUUCGUCAAUGACAUGAAUGAUUCUCCUCUAUAUAUCAGUAGGAAAUCAAAGCGUAACUUGCAGAGGGCUGUGUGGAAUGACACUGCUUUCCUCCAAUCGAUCAACGUCAUGGAUUAUUCUCUACUUGUGGGAGUAGAUACUGAACGUCGGGAACUGGUAUGUGGCAUCAUAGACUAUCUCAGACAAUAUACGUGGGACAAACAACUAGAGAAUUGGGUCAAGUCUUCGCUUGUUCCUAAGAACCAGCAGCCUACUGUCAUCUCUCCAAGAGAAUACAAAAAGAGAUUUAGGAAGUUCAUCGACACUCAUUUUUUGUGUGUCCCGGACCAUUGGUGCUCCCACAGAUUGAGUAACCCCUGCAAACUUUGCGGCGCCGGAGAGGAAAACAGUUCUUCGCGUGCGAAGACUCAAGAUCGCAGGGAACCUGAUGAUGAUUCUAGACCUCUUACAAAGUCUAUAGAGCAACCCGCACAUGAAGCGAAACCUCGUCCCAGUUCUCCAAAUCACGGACGAAAUGGUUUUUCUGCCUGAACUUCAUCAGUCGUCUUUUGUGUUAAUUAAUUUUACAUAAUGUUGUAUAUAGCUUAUCCGCGCAGUAUGCCUGCUCUCUUUCUGCUGUUUUUUUCCAGCUAAGUUAAGGGGCAUAAUCUCUAUCUUCUUUUAUAGGUUAUUACAUAUUGAUUGCACAUGCAAAUUUUGUAUGCAUAUCUUCUCGAGUAAUUCUUGAAAAAAAGAAAA